UUCGUUAUUCUUCUUCAUGUCUGGUUGCCGCUACCAUUCGGCCAUCUCUGCUUCAACCCAGGGUUGCGGCCUGAGGCCUCUAUGCAUAAAAAAUAAACUAGUUUGUCAUCUUUGCCUUUGAAAUCCAGUCCAGCCGCCACCCAUCUCUUCUAACUUCUUCUCCAGAUUUCAACUAGCUUGUGUGGAAAUAGCAGAAAUAUAUCUGCUGAAGUACCCGCCACCAUGGAGAUUGAAACGGUGCCUUCUGAACCUAAACCCGAGUCUGAUUCAUUGCCCCCAAAGCCAAAAUUUGAGCCUCUUAAGGCUCAUGAGAUGUCAGACGGUCGAGUCCAGUUUAGAAAGGUCUCAGUUCCACCUCACAGGUAUUCACCUCUCAAGAAAUACUGGAUGGAUGUCUAUACUCCAAUUUAUGAACAGAUGAUGAUUGAUAUCCGUAUGAAUCUGAAAGCUCGGAAGGUUGAAUUGAAAACGAGAACAGACACGCCUGACAUUAGUAACCUACAGAAAUGUGCAGACUUUGUCCAGGCUUUCAUGUUGGGAUUUGAUGUUGCGGAUGCCAUUGCACUUUUGAGGUUGGAUGAGCUAUAUGUGGAGUCAUUUGAAAUCAAGAAUGUCAAGACGCUUAGAGGAGAGCACUUGUCUCGUGCUAUCGGAAGGCUGUCAGGGAAAGGCGGUAAAACAAAGUUUGCUAUUGAGAAUGCUACAAAAACUAGGAUUGUCAUUGCUGACACCAAGAUUCAUGUACUAGGAUCUUUUGCCAACAUCAAGAUUGCCAGGAAUUCUCUUUGCAGCCUCAUCUUAGGUUCCCCUGCUGGUUAGGUUUACUCAAAACUUAGACAAGUUACUGCCACAUUGGCAGAAAGGUUUUGAUCAUUGUUAUUUGUAAUAUGUUUGAGAUUUUGUUCUUCAGUUAUAUGGAUAUUUUUCGGUCAUCCACUGUGAACCCUUGAAAAAGGGAAAAAAAAUGAAAAAGAAGAUCAUCAACAGGAUAGAGUAUUCUUUGGAGUGUAAUUUGAGAUGAAAUUUUGCAGGGUAGCAUUGAGUGAAUUUCCUUGAAAAUAUUUUUAUUAUGUUUCUUUAAGAAUUUUACAAUGAAAUUUAUUCUACUGAUGAUGUGUUUGUAUUCCUUGGUCUGUGGUUU
This is a messenger RNA of Durio zibethinus, 1141 nucleotides long. RefSeq lists its product as uncharacterized. Gene Ontology annotation, cellular component: nucleus. Gene Ontology annotation, molecular function: RNA binding. The record is from RefSeq and is a predicted model, not a curated record. NCBI's taxonomy places the organism in Eukaryota, Viridiplantae, Streptophyta, Magnoliopsida, Malvales, Malvaceae.